Molecule: messenger RNA, 889 nt
Organism: Paramecium tetraurelia
Lineage: Eukaryota; Ciliophora; Oligohymenophorea; Peniculida; Parameciidae
Exons: 4
Source: RefSeq, a predicted model, not a curated record
CGAUCAGCAGAUGAUCAAUGUCAUUUAAUAUUAAAACUAGUUGACUCAGACCAACCCAAAUAUGUAGACAUUUCGAUCGAAUCAAAUAAAUGUUUAUAAGAGUCUACGAAAUAGAUCAGUCUUCAAAUUGGCAUUCUCCCUUUUGGAAUUGUUUCUAUUUUUGUUGGCCUUGGGUUUGUUGCCACCGCCUUGUGCAAAUACAACUUUGAGUGAAUUUUUCAUUUUGGCUAUAAUUGUAAAUACGAUUGAAGCCUUUCGAAUCUUAUACCUCCUAUUGAUAAUCUAUAACGAUUUGAUUGAAAUCCAUUAGAGUGAAGGUGAGAAUCGAUUACCCUAUCCUGAAUUUUCGUUUGCUAAUACUAAAUAUUUGUUGGAUGCUAUAUCGGAUUAUCAUAGUUCAUACAAGUUUAUAAAAUAUUUGAUGAUUGUAUUGAACAUAGUUGUAUUUAUGUUUGGAUAGGUGUAAAUUUAUAGGAAUUUGUAUGGGGAAUGCGAAAUAGGGUAGUCUGAAUUUAAUUUCACUUGGGGUGUGGCUAUCACCUUCCUCAUCCUGAGAUAUAUAACGAUAGGGAUUCCCACAUUGAUAGUGGUGAUUUACCUCUUGGUGCUACCCUUUGCUUAUUGUCUAAAUUUGAGCAAUCUUCAAAAAAGGAAUUCAGGUGGGGCCAGCACAGAAAAUCUUAAGAAAUUGAAGGUUGAAACGGUGGGAUAGGAACGAAUAAGCGAGGAUAAUGAAUGUGUAAUAUGUCUAUAGGAAUUUGUGGGAGGGGAAGAGUUCAUCAGAUUGGACUGCCAUUAAUUUCAUGUUUUUCAUAAGGCUUGCAUUUCUGACUGGCUGAAGACUCGAUCAGAAUGUCCGAAAUGUAGACAAGCUGUAAGAUUUAACUGA